AUGGGCAGCGGUCACACAGGCAGCAGCAGUGGCAGUGGCUUCACGGGGUUCAGGGGCGCUUGGUCGGGGAAUCUUAUAGCGAGUGAGCAGCUGGGGGUGGAGACGGUUGAUAUGGCGCAGAUGGAGCUGCCUGUAGCGGGGAUGGCUGGGUUCUGGAGUGAGGAAGAGGGGAGGGCGACUGGGGGGCGUGCGAGAGGGAGUGGGUGGAGCAACAGAGAGGGUGGUGGUGUUGGUGGGGGUGGAGGAGGAGGGAGUGGGGGGAAAGGUUCAGCCGCCCAGGGUUCGGCCGCCCAGGGUUCGGCCGGCCAGGGUUCGGCUGUGCAUGAGACACCUGCGUCUCCCUUCGCCUUCCCCUCCAUCCACAGCCAAACGAUUCAAGGAAACAUUUCCUCAAACCCAGAAAGAAAUCUUUCGCUUUCAGGGCAGCUUUUAAGAAUCCGUAGAAGCGGGUCAGGUAUACCUUCCGGGCAGGACAACAGGGUGAAAGAGAAAGACGGCGGUGCGAGGAACGGGGCGAGAGGCGAGGAGGAGGAGGAAGAGGAGGAUUCAGCAGCAGCAGCAGCGGCGGCGGCGGCGGCGGCGGCGGGUGCAAGGAGCAGUUUCAGCUUCAACGUGCCUCGUUCCCUCGUGCCUCUUGCUGCUGCUGGUGGUGAUGGUAGUGGUGGUGGUGGUGGUGGUGGUGGUGGUGGUGGUGGUGGUGGUGGUGGUGGUGGUGGUGGUGGUGGCAUCAAGAGCAGCAGGAGCAGCAGCAGAGCGGGGUCCAUAGAUGUGAGUGAUCCUGCUGCGGUGGCCGCUGCUGCUGUGGCGACUUUUGAGGCGAUUCAAAAGUCUGAUCCUGCUGCUGUGGCCGCUGCUGUUGUGGCGGAGCAUCAAGCUGAGCUUGCUGCUGCUGCCGCUGCUGGUGGUGCUUCUGCUGGUGGCGGUGCUGCUGCUGCUGUAGCUGCUGCUGCUGGCAUUGCUGCUGGUGCUGGCUAUGCUGCUGGUGCUGCUGAUGCCGCUGCUGUUCCUGCUGGUUCUACCACUGGUGGUGCUUCUGGUGCAAGUGCGGGUGCUGCUGGCAAUGCUGCUGGCAAUGCUGCUAGCAGUGCUGCUGCUAGUGCAGGCGGCAGUGUGACUGGCAAGGGCAAGGCAUCCUGGCUCCGCCACAUGCUAAGAUCCACUUUCGGAUCCGUAAAGGCCCCUCCAUCCCCUCGCCGCGCUGCUGCUGCUGCCGCCGCUGCUGCUGGUGGUGGUGCUGAUGGUGCUGCAUCAGGCUCUGGACCCAAAUUUGCUGGUAGAACUACUGGUGGGUCUGAGUCUGACAGUGCUUCCAGGGGCAGGAAGAGUGCUGGGUGGAAGAGAGGAGAGGGGCCAUGGAUAGCAGACGGGGAGAGGAGGCGCAGGAGCGCGAGUGGUGUGGACGUGCAGAGGAGAGCGAGCAAGGAGGGAGAGGAGGAGGGAGAGGAGGGGGGAGUGGAGGAGGGAGAGGGGGAGGGAGAGGGGGAAGAAGCGGGGGCGUUGAGAGGAAGGUCUGUGACAACUGGAUCAGCUGGGCUGGUUCGUUCAGACCCUCACUCCUUGUCACUUCGUGACUCUGCUUCGGAUGCUGCCGGCGCUGCUGGUGCUGUUGGUGGUUCGGGUGGUGCUGGUGCUGCUGGUGCUGCCAAUGGUGCUGGUGCUGCACGUGCCAGCGGUAGCAGGGAUUGCAGCUGGGAUGGCGGUAGGGGCGACAGUAGGGGAGACAGCAGGGGGGGUAGCAGGGGUGCCAGCAGCAGUAACAGGGAAGACAGUAGGGGGCCUAGCAUCAGCAGCAGGGGUGACAGCAGGGGAGACAGCAGGGGGGUGAGCAUGAGCAGCAGGGGGGGAAGCUGUGAGAUGGUGCACGUGCAUGCGGUGGUGGAUCUGCAGCUGUUUCACAUCGGAGGCUGCUCGGACCUCGUUGCUACUGUGCACGUGCCCUCUGCAGUGCAUUUGCCUCUCUGCAGUGCAUUUGCCUCUCUGCAGUGCAUUUGCCUCUCUGCAGUGCAUUUGCUCUCUGCAGUGCAUUUGCCCUCUGCAGUGCAUUUGCCCUCUGCAGUGCAUUUGCCCUCUGCAGUGCAUUUGCCCUCUGCAGUGCAUUUGCCCUCUGCAGUGCAUUUGCCUCUCUGCAGUGCAUUUGCCCUCUGCAGUGCAUUUGCCCUCUGCAGUGCAUUUGCCCUCUGCAGUGCAUUUGCCCUCUGCAGUGCAUUUGCCCUCUGCAGUGCAUUUGCCCUCUGUAGUGCAUUUGCCCUCUGCAGUGCAUUUGCCCUCUGCAGUGCAUUUGCCCUCUGCAGUGCAUUUGCCCUCUGCAGUGCAUUUGCCCUCUGCAGUGCACUUGCCCUCUGCAGUGCAUUUGCCCUCUGCAGUGCACUUGCCCUCUGCAGUGCACUUGCCCUCUGCAGUGCAUUUGCCCUCUGCAGUGCACUUGCCCUCUGCAGUGCACUUGCCCUCUGCAGUGCAUUUGCCCUCUGCAGUGCAUUUGCCCUCUGCAGUGCAUUUGCCUCUCUGCAUGCAUUUGCCCUCUGCAGUGCAUUUGCCCUCUGCAGUGCAUUUGCCCUCUGCAGUUCAUUUGCCCUCUGCAGUGCAUUUGCCCUCUGCAGUGCAUUUGCCCUCUGCAGUGCAUUUGCCCUCUGCAGUGCACUUGCCCUCUGCAGUGCAUUUGCCCUCUGCAGUGCACUUGCCCUCUGCAGUGCACUUGCCCUCUGCAGUGCAUUUGCCCUCUGCAGUGCAUUUGCCCUCUGCAGUGCACUUGCCCUCUGCAGUGCAUUUGCCCUCUGCAGUGCACUUGCCCUCUGCAGUGCACUUGCCCUCUGCAGUGCACUUGCCCUCUGCAGUGCACUUGCCCUCUGCAGUGCACUUGCCCUCUGCAGUGCACUUGGCCUCUGCAGUGCACUUGCCCUCUGCAGUGCACUUGCCCUCUCCCUACUCCGUACCUCCACCUCGCCCAUCAUCGGGACAGCUCGUCCCCACAAGAUCACCUCAACCGGCCACCUCAUUUCUCUUGUCCCCUUUCUCCCGUGCGUUUGUGCGUUUGUGCCCCUCUGCUGCAGUGCACUUGCCCUCUCCCUACUCCGUACCUUCUUCCCGGCCAACAUCUGGACAGCUCAUCCCCACGAGAUCACCACAGGCAACCACCACCCCAUUCCCACAACAACAGCACCACGGCAACAGCACCAGCAUCACCAGCAACACCACCAGCAGCGGCAUGAGCAGCCACUCUCUCCCACACUCGCUCUCACUUCCCCUCUGUCCUCAUCCCUCCCUCUCACUUCGCAUAUCCCUUCAUCAUCCCCCCACGGCAUAUCCUCUUCUCAUUCUCUCCCCCCAUCGUCCCCUAGACAACCUUCCCAAGCCACAUCCCCCCUCCCUCUCCUCACUCCCCAACGUCCCCACCCCUCAUCCUCCUCUCCCUCUCCUCUCUCCUCCCCCUUCCCUCUCUCCUCUCCCUCUCCUCACUCCGCCUUACCCCGCCCCACCCACUCCCAUCUACCCCUCCAGCCCCCACCCCCCCAUCUCCCCCCAUCAUCCCACCUCAUUACAAGAACUUCGCCUCUUCUCGACCUGGCAGGCAUAGGGGCUGUGACUCUAACGGGGGAAGAGGGCAGGGUUACCCUGUGCAACCUGGCGGCCAAUAGGAUGCUUGCGGGGAGAUUCUCGGCCAAUGGGGUGGCUCUGGGCGGAGUGCCAGCGUGGCAGGUGGAAGGGCGGGUGCUGAGCGAUUUUGUUGAUGAGGCAUCACGCGGUGCUUUCAUGUGCGACUACACAGCUGUGUGCACGGGCCUAUCGCAGCGCUCCCAGCAGGAGGCGCUCCCAGCAGGAGGCGCUCCCAGCAGGAGGCGCUCCCAGCAGGAGGUGCACGGGCCUAGCGCAGCUUUUCUUUCCCUUUUCCUCUCUUCCCCUCCAUUACCCUGUCCCCUUCUUUACCCCCAUCAGUCUGACUACACAGCUGUGUGCACGGGCCUAGCGCAGCGCUCCCAGCAGGAAGUGCGGUCCGACUACACAGCUGUGUGCACGGGCCUAGCGCAGCGCUCCCAGCAGGAAGUGCGGGUGAGCAGCAGACGGGGCGAUCAGAUGGGUGCGGCUCACAUGCCACCCGCCCCUUGCAUCCUCACCUUUCCUCCCUCGCCCCCCCUGUCCCAUUCUCUGCCUCAUCAGUCUGACUACACCACAGUGUGCACGGGCCUAUCGCAGCGCACACAGCAGGAGGCGCGGGUGAGAGCAGCAGACGGGGCGAUCAGAUGGGUGCGGCUCACAUGCCACCGCAUCAAAUCGAGAGCGGAUAGUAAAGCGCCGCAACGCAUUAGUUCAGAGGGAGGAGGUGUGCCCCACUGUUACCACGCAACGCCUCACAGCUCUAUGAACCCGAAUAGUGACGGCGGUGAGCCUUACCGCAUCAGAGCAGGCUCACCACCCGUCGUCGCGACGAGUUCGGAGGGUGAUUUGCCUCGCAGCGCCGCGAUUGCAGAAGUCGGUCCAUCACAUGGUAUCAGAGCAGCAGGCUCACCGUCACCACAGGUCGCACUGAGUUCGGAGGGUGAUGCGACUCACAGCACCACCGCAGCAGGCUUGCUGGUCACGAGUACAGAUGGUACAGAUGGUACAAGUGCGGAGGGUCACCCUUCGGAGGGUGGUAGUGUUACUCCUCCUCACACCGAGCCCACUCGCUGUUCCAUUGGUCAAGGGGCAAGUGAGGGGGACGGAGGAGCUGUAGCAGCACAGGAUGUAGCAGAAGCGGCUGUAGCAGACGGGGCUGUAGCAGAAUUGGCUGUAGGUGGGGAAGUUGCAGCUGAAAAUGCUAGAGUUGGGGAGGCUGCAGCUGGGGUUGCUGCAGCUGAGCUGGCGAACGAAGGGAAAGAGGAUGGCGGUUUGAAUGGAUACAGAGGAGAAGGGAGGGGUGUGGUUAUUGAGAGACCAGGCGAGGAGGAGGAGGAGGUGGAAAGGAGAGAGGACGGGAAGGAGGAGCGAGAGGAGGAGGAGACACGAGAGGAGGAGCGUAAGGCACAGGAAGAGGAGGACGGGAAGGAGGAGCGGAAAGAGGAAAGGAAAGAGGAGCGAGAGGGGGAUGGCGAGGAGGGGGGAGAUGAGGAGGAGAAGGUGAGGGAGGUGCAGGUGCUGUGCCUAUUGGAGGAUAUCAGCGACAGGAAGGCACUGGAGCAGAGCAUGUGGAAGUACAAGAUGAUGGUGGAGAAUCUACCAUUCCCUCUCUUACUUGUGUCCCUUUUCUCCUAUCACCCGUUCUCUCCCCCUCUUCCUGCCUCACCCCCCCAUCAGGAGCAGGAGGAGCAGAGCAUGUGGAAGUACAAGAUGAUGGUGGAGAAUCUACCAGGCGGCGCUGUCUUAAUGACCAGAGCACUGGACGGCCGACAGGAGGUGCUCAUCAACUCUACUGCUGCUCACCUGCUGGGGUGCGCCCGCGGGGACAUUGACAGCGUGGAGAAGUGGUUCCGGGCGCUGUAUGGGCGGGAGAAUGCGGCGAAAGCGCAGAGGAAGUACGAGGGGAGAAGGAUGGGCGCUGCGCGGAACAACGUUUUCAAUACUGUGCUGCCCAUUCGGCGCAAGGACGGAUCCAAGCUGCUGCUGGAUGCCACAUCCUACUCGCUGGGCUUUGGCGAUAUGUGGCUGGUGAAUGACAUCACAGAGAGUCGCAAGAACCAGUUCAAGUUCAAAAUGCUCUUUGAGCUCUCCUCCGUGAGUCUCAUGGUGCCUGUAACUGUAGCUGCUGCUCCGGUGUGUAGUCUGCUCCCCUCUGUGAAUGAUCGUCUCUCAGUAGCUGCUCUCCUUGGUGAGGCUGCUGGUUGUGUGCCUAGUCCCCGGCAGGACCCCAAGCUACUCCUAACGAAGGCGGGGCGCAUUUUUGACUGCAACCAAGCAGCAGACCCCAAGCUACUCCUGACCAAGGACGGGCGCAUGUUUGACUGCAACCAGGCGGCAGACCCCAAGCUACUGCUAACAAAGGACGGGCGCGUGUUUGACUGCAACCAGGCGGCAGUGAGAAUCCUCAAGUGCCCCACCAAGGAGUCCCUCCUCGGCCGCACGCCCUGGCGCCUCUCGCCCCUCCAGCAGCCCACCACCAAGCAGCCUGCCUCCGCUCUUAAAGCCAUUCUCGCCCACCUCGCUGCCUCCAACCAGCCCUCCAACCGAUCCUCAGGCUCGGGAAACUUCUAUCCGGGCCUCUCCGGUUCGUCGUCACCGUUUCCUGCCACCCCUGCCGCCACCGCUGCUGCUGCCUCCGGCUCGGCGGGUGGUUCGGCAGGAGUCUCGGCAGGAGGCUCGGCGGGAGGCUCGGCAGCAGCAGACGCAACCAGUGGCCUGGCGGGAGACUCGGUGGGAGGCACGGGGAACAGGUGGCGGCGAUUCGAGUGGGUCUUCCGGGACGAAGAGGGAGGAGAAGUGCUGGUCGAGGUCCUCUGCCGCAUGGUCGAAUUUUUCGGGGAAAACGUCUAUCUCAUGGUGUGGCACGACAUAGCCGAGGUGAAGCGGAAGGAGGCGGACUUGCAGCGGGCGAAGCUCGAAGCAGAAAAAGCCAGCCUGGCGAAGACCCAGUUCCUGGCGAAUAUGAGCCAUGAGAUUCGGACCCCGAUGAACGGCGUGAUCGGGGUCGCGGAGCUGUUACUGGAUACGCCCUUGUCGGAGGAGCAGCAGAUGCUGGUGAACACGAUCCGGUCGUCGAGCCAGGGGUUGCUGCAUAUCCUGUCGGACAUUUUGGAUCUGAGCAAGAUUGAGAAUGAACGGAUGGCGCUGGAGUUUGCAGAGUUUGACGUGAGGGAGCACCUUGCGCACUCGCUGGCGCUCUAUGAAGUUUCUGCAAGAGACAAGAAGCUGCAGCUCAAGUCCCACGUGAGUCGCGACGUGCCGCUAAAAAUCCUAGCAGACGCAGUGAGGGUGAGACAGGUUUUUCUCAACCUCGUUUCCAACGCCAUCAAGUUCACCGCCCGCGGCCGCGUCACCGUGCGAAUCUCCACCGUCGAUCCCGCCGACUCGGGCGGCAGUGGCGGCGGGCGGCGGCGCGAGUCGUUCUCGUCCCUAGCGCCGCUGCUGCAGCUGGAGGAGAGGCGGGGGGAGCCUGUGGAUAAAGUCCUGCUCAAGUAUUCAGUGUCAGACACGGGAAUCGGAAUCUCCAAGGACGUUCAGGGGAGCUUGUUCCAGGCAUUCACACAGGCCGACAACACCACGUGCAGGCGGUUUGGCGGCACGGGGCUGGGCUUGGCGAUCUGCAAGGCGCUGGUGAACCUCAUGGGGGGGGAGAUCUCUGUCUCCAGUGUGGAGGGGCAGGGAUCCACCUUUGAGUUCACCGUCUGUGCGGGAGUGAGUGAGGACGUGGGCCAGUGUGGGUCAGUGAGUGAGGAGGGAGACGGGGAGGAGGAUGAGGGAGUGUAUGAUAGUGUGUGUGAGAGUGAGGAUGAGGAGGAGGGAGUGGAGGAGACAGAUGAGGAGGGGCAUGAGGAGGAGGAAGAGGAGGGGGAGGAGGAGGAGAAUGGGGAUUCAGGUUCGGAAGAUGAUGAACCGGAGAACUUCUCUCGCUCGCGGACCACCCGAACCUCCCUGGAUUACCGAGCCUUGACUGUCCGAGGCUCCUUAGGCCUCCCGGUCCGCAGCCGAACCGCCGACUCAGCAAUGGGUGCAGGUUCGCGCCGUCUGGCCCUCACCAUACCAGCCACAGGUUCGGAAAAGAGCAGAAGCAAGAACAAGUUAAAAGGUGCAAUUAAGGGAGGAGCCCAAGUCUCGUCAGGUUCGGACCAGACGUCCAGCCGAGGUACGGCAAGCGCCGGACCAUUUUCCCCCACCACAAUCGCCCAGGCCAACGCUUCUGGUGCGUACGGAAUUGCCAAAGCUGCUGCCGGAGCUGCAGGUUCGGCAACCAGCCUCGGAACCACUAGCGGCCGAAGCAUAGCUGGUGGGCGGCAUCGCUCGUUUGAAGAAGCAACGCCAGUGCUGCCGGCUGUAGCGCGGCAGUGGAGAGUGCUUGUAGCAGAAGACAACAAAGUCAACCAGUUAGUGGUAACCCGCAUGCUCAAGAAUCUAGGGCUCAGAUUCGACGUCGUGGACAACGGGUUGCAAGCUUUGGAAGCUUGUCUUAAGAGUAGAUACGAUUUGGUUCUGAUGGAUUGCCAUAUGCCGGAAAUGGAUGGGUUGGAGGCUACUAGGAGGAUUAGGAAGGCCGAGGCAGAGAGGAGUUGUCGGAGUGAGGGGGAUAGCCGUAGUGAUUGUAGUGAUGGUGAGAGCAAUGAGAGACGGAGGAGGGAAGAUGGGGAUGCGGGUGCUACUGGUGCAGCAGCUGCUGCUGCUGGUGCUGCAGUGGCGGUGGGUGAUGGGUUGAGUAGGAGUGGCAGAAGCAACAGGAGCAGUGGUGGUGCUGGUGGUAUGAGCAGGAGUGGCAGUUCUAAGAGAGCAGGGAAUGCUGGUGGAGUGAGCAGGCGGGAUAGCGGAAGGGGCAGUGGUAGGUUUAGUGUGGUGGAGAACGGCAAAGAUGGAGGGUUGGGGGAGCAGGAGCAGCAGGAGGGAGAGCAGGCGCCGGUGGUGAUAGCGGCGCUGACAGCGAGUGCGUUUGACUUUGAGAGAGAGGCGUGCUUUGCUGCGGGCAUGGACCACUUCCUCACCAAACCCAUCCGCCCCAAAGACCUGCAGCAGCUCCUGCUCUCCCUUGCCACUUCCCCGCCAAAGGCAUGA
Molecule: messenger RNA, 8664 nt
Organism: Closterium sp. Naga37s-1
Lineage: Eukaryota; Viridiplantae; Streptophyta; Zygnematophyceae; Desmidiales; Closteriaceae
Source: the annotation of a GenBank genome assembly